Messenger RNA from Oryza brachyantha (malo sina), 1602 nucleotides. RefSeq lists its product as uncharacterized. The transcript has 4 exons. The coding region runs from base 94 to 1230 and encodes 378 amino acids. Gene Ontology annotation, cellular component: membrane. The record is from RefSeq and is a predicted model, not a curated record. Gene Ontology annotation, molecular function: starch binding. Lineage: Eukaryota; Viridiplantae; Streptophyta; Magnoliopsida; Poales; Poaceae.
CGCGAAUGCAGCCGAGCCGAGCCCGUGCCGCGCCAAGCGACUCGCGAGCGUCCACUCCACUGUGCACAGCUGCCGUACGCGCGCCGGCUUUCGAUGGAAGCAGUCGCGGCCGUGGUGUGCCGAGGCGGCGGGCUGCGAGCCCUGGCGCGUCGCGGUGGCACUGACAGGAGCACCGGCACCCGCACCAGCGUAGGGCGCCACGGCGUGGGCGUUGCUGGCUCCCCGGCGCCCGCCGCCGCACGACGAAGGACGCUGCUCGUCGCGUCGCUCGGGGAGCCCCUCACGGCGCAAUCCUUGUCGUCCCUGGGUGAGGGCGCCGCGGUCCACGAGACACCGGCUUGCUCUGGCUCCGCGAUCCCGUCGCGGAAACCGUCCGAAUCCGUUGAUCGCUCGGUCCAGGUUGACGACCAGGAGGCCGCCUCCACCGAGACCCUUCCACCUCCAUAUGACGUUCCGACGAAGAUAGUGCACGUCAAGUUCGUGUUGCAAAAGCAGUGCGCGUUCGGGCAGCGCUUCCUCGUCGUCGGCGAAGACCCGGCGCUUGGCCUCUGGAAUCCGGCGAAGGCGGCCGUUCUGGAUUGGUCGGAAGACCACGUGUGGACGGUGAAGAAGGAAUUACCAGCAGACACGUCGAUCGAGUUCAAGUUCUUACUGCAAGAUCCAUCGGGACAUGUCGAUUGGCAACACGGCCCUAACAGAAUACUGCAUGUAACUGACACCCCGAACACCUUGGUUGUCUGUGAGGACUGGGACAAGGCCAAUAAUCAGCAAGUAUCAGAUGAGAUUGGUGGCACAGGGGGGAUAUUUUCAGGAAGCGGUGACGUCUCCCUGGAAGAUGAGCUCCAACUGGGUGAAGAGAUCAACAAGGGUGUAACAACUUUGGCUGUGGACGGUGCAAAGUCAGCUUUAGUUGCAGAUAGUUACAGAGAAAUGAUGGAAUCAGAAGAAGCGAUCCAGCCACAGUUAGCAUUGGACAAACACCGGAGGAUUCCAGAUGAACUUAGUGGGAAGGCAAACAUGACAGCACAAAAUGGCAAUCACAUUGCUACUUAUGCUGCUGAUUAUGCUGGAAGCAACGGCGACGAUGCUAUCUUGCAUAAGGAAGGUGAGCCAGUACAGAAUAGGCUGUGGCUGGACAGUAUUUUCGCAAAUGACAUGGCCUGGGCCACAAAAUCCCUGCAUCAGUUGCUCCGGACCCUUGGCUUUCAAAUCGGCACGAGAAAAACAUGAAAUAAACAUCAGAGAACGGUAUAAGAGACGCUGACCUGCAGUUUUGGAUCACACGGUGUCCCGGUGCCUUCAUUGAAGACUCGAAAGCUUCUGCAUGCCGCAAACCUACAGGGAACGAGUGUAAUGAGAACUGCAGUAGGAAACCCUUUGCGUUUGCAGCGGUCUGCAACAACAGCAGCAUAUUUUGUUAGCAAUGCAAAAAAAAGAUCAGAAAAGUUGUUAGCAGUUCAAGUAUGCUUAGAACCAGUAAUGAAUGAGUUACCAUAAAACUCGAUUAGUGAAAUGUAUAUUGUGGUUAAAUUUAUCUGUUGGAUGGAUUCUGUACAAUUAUAUAUCAAGAAUAAGAACCAGAGGAAAAGCUGGAGAUUUGUA